This is a messenger RNA of Phyllostomus discolor (pale spear-nosed bat), 655 nucleotides long. RefSeq lists its product as uncharacterized. The coding region runs from base 143 to 655 and encodes 170 amino acids. The transcript has 4 exons. NCBI's taxonomy places the organism in Eukaryota, Metazoa, Chordata, Mammalia, Chiroptera, Phyllostomidae. The record is from RefSeq and is a predicted model, not a curated record.
CAGGGGCGCGGCCUUGGAAGGCUGGUGGGACCCGGGGAAGCGGGCAGCGGGAGGGGGCCCUCGGGUUCUGCAGCUGCCCCGGGAUCAGGCGCACGGCCCUGGCUUCGCAGGGCAUCGGGGAGCCCUGUGAGGAGCACAAGCAAUGCCAGAGCAACUGCUGCACCACCAGCACCCUGAGCCCGCAGAAGUACUGCGCGUCCCUCACCGUCUUCCGGAAGUGCUUGUCCUGGCAGAAGCCCACGGGCUACCAGUGCUCCGACCACAAGGAGUGCCGCAGCAGCUGCUGCGUCACCAACAGCCGCAGCCCGCUCCGCUUCUGCACGCCCCGCACCAUCUUCUUUCAGUGCCUGUCCUGGCGCAAGCCCAACCAGGACUACUGCUCGGAGCACAGCGAGUGCCACAGCCAGUGCUGCCUCAGUCUGAUCGAGACUGCGCCCGCGCGCUGCAGGCCCCGCACCGGAUUCCUGGCCCAGUGCCUGCCACUGGUGAGUGCUGGGCGGGCCCCGCAGCUUGGGCAGGGUGGACGAGGCGCCAGAAGGGCUCCGUGAGGUUCCAGCGCUCACCACCUGCCUGGUGCCAUCAGCACGCAGAAAGGGUUAAACUGCGGCCCAGCGAACCAGAGGGUCCCACUGAUGUCCUUGACCAGGCGACCUGA